AUGUUAGGUCCCCAUGUUUUGCGCGAAGCGGAGGAGAAAGUUCACCUCGCUCGCCGACGGUUGUUAAUAGCGCAAUCGAGGCAAAAGAGCUAUGCAAAUAAGCGCCAGCGAGAUUUGGAGUUCGCGGUUGGUGGCUGCGUCUUCUUAACGGUUUCAUCUAUGAGAGGUGUAAGAGGGUUUGGAGUAAGGGGAAAGUUAAGUUCCCGAUACAUUGGACCUUAUGAGGUGUUAGAGUGGAUUGGAGCAGUGGCAUACCGACUUGCAUUGCCGUCGAAGCUUGCGGAUGUUCAUAACGCGUUUCACGUCUCCAACCUUCACAAGUAUAUUCAUGAUCCCGAGCAUGCUCUAUUGUUUGACCCACCGGAACUUCAAGAAGACAUGAACUAUGAGGAGUUCCAUGUAUCUAUUCUUGCUUGA
Molecule: messenger RNA, 417 nt
Organism: Ananas comosus (pineapple)
Lineage: Eukaryota; Viridiplantae; Streptophyta; Magnoliopsida; Poales; Bromeliaceae
Exons: 1
Coding region: 1-417 (138 amino acids)
Source: RefSeq, a predicted model, not a curated record